AAAUGGCUGUCAUUAGAAAAAGAAAUGGCGUUUCAUUUCUUGUAAGUGUUUUUCGUUUUUCUUCGUGACAGUCGGUUGUAAAAAGUUGUAAAAAAUGCCGAAUUAUUGUUGUGUCCCGAUGUGCACUUCUGGUUAUGUAAGAAAGGGAACUGUCCCAGAAAAAGUUGCGUUGUUCUCGACAAAAGACAAAAAAAUGCAAAAACUUUGGAUGAAAUAUAUCCCUAGAAAAAAUUACAUAUUCACUGACAAGUCGAGGGUUUGCUCCCAUCAUUUUGCAGAUUGUGACAUAGACAAAGGGUAUUUCUUGACUGUUGCAGGACAACAAGUUUUCCAGGAACGGAAAAGAUGGAUACUGAAACCGGGUGCAAUUCCUAAGAUAUUUCCUAAUUGCCCAUCUCACAUGACAAAAGUCACAUGCAGCCAAAGAAAAGCCAAAGAAAUGUUCGACUUGUUCAUAAUUGUUGAAGAAGCUUAUCGGGCAGAGGUUGACUUAGGGAAAUUGAACAUCCUGGACUGGUUUGAAAGAUCGAUGGAAACUCUGGGUGUGAUGGUGAAGGAAAGUAAAUUCAAUCCCACCAUUUGCUGCAACACACACCGGAAGGAACUUGUCGGAAAAUUAGUUUUGGAGUAUUUAAUCAUCAGAAAUUACCUGGAAACUAAAAAGUGGGUUAAAGAAUUCAGUCAACAAUCAAAGUCAAAAUCACUGCGUAAACAAGCUGAAGUGAUCUCUUAGUCUCUUUUUCUUUGUUUCAUUUUACCGUACUGCCGUUCUUAGUUUCUUACUGACUAAUGUACAGUUGAAGAAACAAUUCAAGCAAUAAAACGCGUUCAAAAUGUGUUA
Molecule: messenger RNA, 841 nt
Organism: Daphnia pulicaria
Lineage: Eukaryota; Metazoa; Arthropoda; Branchiopoda; Diplostraca; Daphniidae
Exons: 3
Coding region: 95-733 (212 amino acids)
Source: RefSeq, a predicted model, not a curated record